Meleagris gallopavo (turkey) is the source of this 2329-nucleotide messenger RNA. The record is from RefSeq and is a predicted model, not a curated record. Lineage: Eukaryota; Metazoa; Chordata; Aves; Galliformes; Phasianidae.
GUUUUAAGAUAGGGCUGAAGGAAGAGCUGACAGAUCUUUGCUGUCAAAAAUAUAUAUGCUUUUAAUAGCAUUUACAAAAUACUUUAUUUUGAAUACCUUGACACAUCUGUUAUUUGUACCAUGUAAUUCUGGAGACCAAUGGCUUAUUGUUAGAUUUUCCAGUGUUGACCACAUGAUCCUCUCCUGCUCUACACAGGGUACCCACUGAGCGAUGUCUUUGAGCCUUGUUUUGAACCUGAUGCUAUCACUAGGAAUGAUUGCAAGGAUCUGAAAUGAUGGCAGAAGAUUUAGAAAAGUUUAUUGAAGAUCAGAAGGCCAAGUUGGCACAAGAUAAGGCAGAGCUUGAAAAUGAUCCACCUUACAUGGAAAUAAGGAAUAAGGAAUCAGAGAAGCUUUCUGAGACUGGCAAAAUGUUCAUCUCCAUGUCUAAAGAAAACAUACCUCCAAACAGUCAACAGAACUGUCCUUUAGGUGACUACGGCUGGAGUUUACCUCUGGGAGAAGAGUAUGAACGAAAGAAGCAUAAGCUAAAAGAGGAACUUCGACAAGAUUAUAGGCGGUAUCUCUCUCAGGGUAUUUCGCAGGCAAAAAGAAAGGUAGGGUGCCUGCAAUAUCUUUUUUUUCCCCCCUAUUCAAUUAGUAGCUUUUUGCUUUGUUUGAAAGCUUCAUGCCCUUUGAAUUAAAAAAGAAAUCAUUACUUUUUUUGUGCUUUGUGUAUUUGUUCGUGCUGUAGUGAUUAGUUGUGAUUAAUUGCAUUGCUUGUGUUGUGCAGAAUGAUUGCUUAUUUAUUAUUUUUCAUUAUUAUGAUUUAAAAACAUUUGCUGAUUUCUGUUUUCCUUUGCAUUUGCUGUUGUUACUGCCUAAUGCUGACUGUACAGAAGUUUAUUUUAGUAGACGUUUGCUUCAAGGCAUACGUGAGAUAGAUGUUAAAUAUGUAUAUCUGAACUCAUAAUAAAGAUGGGGUAAAAUAGUGAGCUCUUAAAUAUUAUAAAUGCUCUUGGAAUUACAGUGAAAUCUCAUCAGUGGUUCUUUAGAAAGCGUGGAGCCAGUCAGCAGCGAGUGGUUCAGAAUGCAAGAAUGAAGUAUUUUGAGAAAAACAAUACCAGAGGCACAUCUUUAUGAGCUGCCUUCAGUUGUAGUAAUUCUGCUAUAUACCAUUAUGCUGUCAUGCAUGAUAAUGGUUAACUUUCACAUUUUUAAUGUUGUGUAUCCAGGUUAUUCAGAUUAAGCAACUUCAGUAAAGAACCAGAAGGUAGCAUGGUUAGAAAAUCAAGGGCUGUUCUUUUUUGGACCAUGGAUAACUUGCAUGUGAAUCAUAAUAACUACAUUAAGCAUGCACUGGAAUUCCUGAAUUACAACAGCAAAGCAGGAUGAGCAGUCUUCUUAACCUCUAGUUGAAAUGAUGUGUAUAUAAUUUUUGUUUCUUGUUUAAUUUGGAACUUCAGAAGUUAGAAUAGUGUAUGAAAACUUAAUCAGUUUAAUAAUUCCCACCAAAGCACCUGAAUAAUAAAAUUUUGGAGUUGAGUUUUAAUAUUAUGUUCCCAACUGAAUUCUGUUUUCUACGUAUUUAGGUGUCUAAGCUUUUCAGUUAUGCUAUAUUAAGCUUGUAAAGAUAAUAAUAAUAAUAAUAAUAGAGAUAAAAUAACUAUUUUUUUUCUAGGAAAUGUAGCUUAGUUCUCUGUACUAAUAUAGCUGUCUCUGUGUUUGAAUAUUUGAAUGGUGCUUAAAUCCCUUAAAUCUUAUGUUGUGUAGUUAUGGAAUGUAAGUCAUAAUGGCAUGGUUUUUACCAGAGCACACAGAACUCUUAUCUGUUUACUCUAAGCUUUUAAGCUAAGUUACAGCGUAGAUUAUGGAAGGAUGAUUCCAUUCAAUACCAUAUCUAUAGCAAUACCAUUAAUUCCCCUCAUCAGCCCAAAUCAUAGAAAUAAAUGAGCUUUUUUAAUAAAUAUAUUUAUAAAACUUCAGUUGAUUGACUGAGAGUGGUUUGAGGAUGCUUUUAGUAAAGGAGUGAUGUGUGAAUAGACAGCUAGACCUCAAGGCUGAAAGUGUGUGCCAGUGUUGCUUGGUGUUUGGCUGGAAGGGCUGAUGUUUUGGCCAGCUCUACAGUUCUCAGGCUGUGACCCAGGGAGCUGGGCUAAACAACGCCAUCGUGUUUUCUGCUAGAAACUCAAUGAGAAAGUAACUGAUGUUCCAUGAGGUAUGAGGUUUGGUAAUGGGUUGUUAUCAGGAAAUGUUGCUGAUUGCUGUUGUUGCAAACAGGUAGUAUUGAUAUGAAUCACAGAAUUGUAGGGGUUGGAAGGGACCUCUAGAGAUCAUUGAGACCAACCCC